GUUUAAAAAAGUAGUUACACGAUGAAUAAAAAUAGCUUUACGUUGCGUAUGCGCGGAAAACGUUCGUCUGACAUGGUCUGACAAUACUGAUCGGAAAAAUAUCUAAAGACUUUGAAGAGGAGGAACACAUCUCUCACAAUCCGAGAGUUGCAAGAUUGAAUUAAUAAAUUAAUAAAAAUGUAUAUAUAUAUAGACUUAUAAUGAAUUAAAUAGCGAUGAUCAUCCUGUUCUCGCAACUUUUGUGUGCUCAUCUAGAUUGAUCGAGUGUUAAAACCUAACCUAACUUUAUUUACAUGCUGCUCGACAAGUACAGAAUCUUUCAAAAUGAUGCAACAAUAUAUGAAGGAAUUGGAACAGGAUCCAUUUGACCCUGAAGAAUUUGUUGAAAGAUUAGCUUGGAGAACUGUCAAUGAUAAUACAAAAGAUGGGGGAAAGACAUUUUUUGAUCCAGUUAUCGUCCAUGAGACUUUUUUGCAGGCAAUCAAAGACUUACAGAUAUUACAAGAACGUCAGCAAAAGAAAUGCGAUAAAUUAGAGGCUGCGCUAAAAGAAGAAGAAACUCGACAUACAUUUGAAAUAUUAGAAUUACAGGAGAGAAACAGACAUUCUAUCGAUUUAUUUCAUCAGUUAGAUGAGAGAAUAAAUCUUGUGGCUACUAAAGUCCUACAUCUGGGAGAUCAAUUAGAAAGUGUUAAUACGCCAAGAGCAAGAGCAGUGGAAGCUCAAAAAUUAAUGAGACACUUUUCAGAAUUUUUAAGUCCUGGUCCACUGACUGAUCCAAUUUUCACAGAUAAAUCCUCGUUGAACAAUGCUGCAGACAUAAUACAGAAACUUCAUCUCAUAGCUCAAGAACUUCCCUCUGAGAAAUUUGAACAUGCCAAGAAAAAAAUUGCUAUCAAGUAUGAUGAAAUAGAACGUAAUUUAAUUGAAGAAUUUGUAAAAGCACACAAUAGAGAAGAUGCUGCGCAAAUGAGAGAAUUAGCGAGCACUUUGGCACACUUCAAGGGUUACUCUCAGUGCAUUGAUGCAUUUAUAGAACAAAGUCAAAUGGGUUCUUUUGGUGGGAAAGACGUUUUUCAAGACGUCAUACCUAUGUGCACAAAGUAUCAUAAGCUCAUGCUACAAGUAUUCUCUAAUCCUGAACAAGUAAUGGCAAAGUUUGUCCUAAAUAUAUAUCACCUGCGCCUUCAAAAAUAUGCGGUAGCCAAAUUAGCCGACAAAAGCGAUUCUGACAAGUAUCUCAGGAAUUUAUAUGAUUUAUACACAAGGACAGUUAAGUUAUCCAACGAUUUGAAGGUUUUCAAUAUGGGCACUGAUGAGACUUACCUUGCCAAACUUACUAGGAACAUCUUUCAGAAGUAUUUAGAUACUUACAUUACUAUCGAAACAAAGGCAUUCCGGGAGAAGUGCGCAACGUUGCUUAUAGAGUAUUACGAGUCAAAAAAUCAUCAAAAGAAACAGUUGCAAAUGGGUGGCUUCCAGGAACUACGCAGAGACUUACAGGCCGUAUUGGGUGCAAGAACGAAUAUAAAUAUUGCUCAAAUAGAAGAUUACGGAGGCGAAACGUUUCUAUCGGAAGAAUUAGCAAUCGCGAUACUGCAGAGAAGCAAACUCGCGUUUCAAAGAUGUCAAUUACUUUCACAGUCUGUCGAUAUACCUGGAAAUGCAUUACAGAUCUUCGAAAUAUUGUUACAAUAUUUAAUAAGCGAGCAUGUGGAUUACGCGUUGGACUUAGGUUUACAAAGUGUACCGAUACCAGAGAGUAGGACCCAACCAGAGAUUCAUUUCUUUAACGUAGUGCAUCAGUGCAACGCGAUUGUUCGGCUCUUGGAGGAACAAUUCAACGACAGUGUACUGCCUCUUAUCACAUCAACACCCAAACAUGCCGAAUGUUUAUUAAAGAAAAAAGCGAUAUUAGAACAAAUAGAUGUCAAACUGGACACUGGCUUGGAUAGAAGCAUAAAUGCUAUUGUAGGUUGGGUGAAGGUGUAUCUACAAAACGAACAAAAGAAGACUGACUUUAAACCAGAAACCGAUGUGGAUACCGUGAAUACCUCAGCCUGUUUAGUAGUAGUACAAUUCGUGAAUGGAAUGAUACGGCUAAUACGAAACACUUUGGAUGGCAGACAUUUAGAUACCGCUUUAAAGGAAUUAGGAAUUAGAUUCCAUAAAAUUAUUUAUGAUCAUUUGCAGCAGUUUCAGUUUAAUUCUGCCGGUGCUAUGUGUGCAAUAUGUGACAUGAAUGAAUAUCGCAAAUGCAUUAAGGAACUUGACGUUGAGUUUGUUACAAAUCUCUUUAAUACUCUGCAUGCUUUAUGCAAUUUACUAUUGGUUAAACCAGAAAAUCUGAAACAAGUUUGCACAGGAGACCAACUGAUGACACUCGAUCGUACGGUUUUACUUAAUUUUAUUCAAUUAAGGACUGAUUAUAAAACACAAAAGUUAGCCAAUUGUUUAAAAGGUAUAGCGACAUGAUGAUACCUAUUUACAUAAAAAAAAACCGAAAUACUUCACGCUCAGCCUACUUCUUCAUGAUUAAUGAUUGAAAUAGCUACUAAGUGUACGAAAGCAAUCAUUAAAGUGAUGUUAUAAUUGUAA
Molecule: messenger RNA, 2598 nt
Organism: Pogonomyrmex barbatus (red harvester ant)
Lineage: Eukaryota; Metazoa; Arthropoda; Insecta; Hymenoptera; Formicidae
Gene: Sec10
Product: Exocyst complex component Sec10
Biological process (GO): exocytosis; Golgi to plasma membrane transport
Cellular component (GO): cytoplasm; exocyst
Source: RefSeq, a predicted model, not a curated record